Molecule: messenger RNA, 1909 nt
Organism: Musa acuminata AAA Group (dessert banana)
Lineage: Eukaryota; Viridiplantae; Streptophyta; Magnoliopsida; Zingiberales; Musaceae
Product: zinc-finger homeodomain protein 4-like
Exons: 2
Coding region: 946-1761 (271 amino acids)
Biological process (GO): regulation of DNA-templated transcription; regulation of developmental process
Cellular component (GO): nucleus
Molecular function (GO): DNA-binding transcription factor activity; transcription cis-regulatory region binding
Source: RefSeq, a predicted model, not a curated record
CCCUUAUUUUAGUUGUCUCACAACCCAACCCUGCAACCAAAACACUUCAUUUCCUUCCCUUCUGACUCCUUCCACACCUUUGGCUUUUCUUGCUCUUCCUCUUCUUCCAUCUAAGCUCCUCCUAAUGCCCUCUUCCUGCCAUGGAAAGCACAAUGGAGGAUACACUGAAUCUUCCCAUGGAGUAAUGGAAUAAGCUCCAUGCAAAUUUUCCUCCUGACCUCCGAGCCUUGACAAGAGGAUAUUACUUCUGGCUUUGGCCUUGCAACCAGCCUGCACCCUGCAGCUCAGAGAGAGAGAGAGAGAGAGAGAGAGAGAGAGAGUUGUACUUCGAGACAAUGAGGUGGUGACCUGAAUGCUAGGAGGAAAUCUCUAGGCAAUGCUGUUUUCCUCAUAGGGAGGAAGUGUGAUCUCCUACAGGCAACAAGAGAUUCCUAAGGUGUCUUUUGUUUAAGGCUCAGGGCUUUACCUUCCUAGAUAAAGAGGUCAGUACUGGUCUUAAGAUUACAAUGACUACAUGGUCUUGUUGCAGUUCCGAAGCUCUUCCCUGUUAUUGUUCUUCUUCUUACAGAAAAGAGAAGAUCUCAAACUAGUCAUUUGGAACAAAUCGUCGAGUCCUAUUUUAAAUGUUUGCCUAAAUUAAACUGUUAAUCUCACUUUAUUCUAAUUUUCCUUUUUUCCUUCUUUGUGUCUCCUCCAAUCUGUGUUUUUAGAACCCGGAUAAGGUUCUUUGGAACCUCAAAGCUUCUAUUUAGACUCCCAAGGAUUCCAAACCCAAAGCCUCAGCUCACAUCUCGAUCCUUGGGGUUGGGUAGCUCAAAUUCUGCUUCUCCUUCCUCUACUAAUUUUUUAUUUGGUUUCUUUUGUCCUUGGAACUUUUCCUUCUGGGAUUGAGGUCAAAAAGAACACAUAAAAGAAAGAAAGAAAGAGCACAAAGAUUGAGAGAGAAUGGAUCUUUCUGGUCAUGAAGGAGAGAUCCCAAUCCCAAUAACCAGUGCAUACGUUGGUGGCCAUGGCCAAACCAACAUGCGUGACACCCCCCCCAUCCACCACCCCUCCAAUGGCCCUCCUCCUCCGCCGCCUCCCCUACCCAUUGCCACCACAGAGGACCACCAGCGCCACCACCACGCUACCAACUCCCACAGCACCAAGAAAGGGGUGGCGGUGAGGUACAGGGAGUGCCUCAAGAACCAUGCAGCCUCCAUUGGUGGGAAUGCCACCGAUGGCUGCGGUGAGUUCAUGCCGAGUGGUGAGGAGGGAAGUCUGGAGGCCUUGAAGUGCUCUGCCUGCGGCUGCCACCGGAACUUCCACAGGAAAGAGACGGAAGGAGAGUCCUCAUGCGACUGCUUCCACCCCCUCAGGGGGAGGAAGGUGAUGGGUCAGAAGGGCCUCCUCCUCUCGGGAUCCGAUGCAUUCGGCUACGGCCCUGCGUGCAAUGGCCUCAUUCCAAGGGCAACCCCACACAGCAUGAUCAUGCCUCUGGGUGCCAUCCAGACCUCCGAGUCCGACGAGAUGGAAGGCGUGGGUGGAAUGAUGGCGAGGCCUCUCAUGGUGAAGAAGAGGUUCCGGACCAAGUUCACCCCUGAGCAGAAGGAGAAGAUGCUGAGCUUUGCCGAGAAGGUGGGCUGGAAGCUCCAGAAGCAGGAGGAGAGUGUGGUGCAGCAGUUCUGCCAGGAGAUCGGGGUGAAGAGGAGGGUCCUCAAGGUGUGGAUGCACAACAACAAGCACCACUUGGCAAAGAAGAACCCUCUCCAGCUUGAAUGACCAUUACCUCACUCUCAUUUCCAUGGAUUGUCUUCGUCAUUUCAUGAGCUUUUGUCUUCCUCGGACUUCAUCAAGCUUAGAUGUCAAUCCUUUCAGUGUUAUCCAUGCAUUGUGUUUACAUGAAGGCAGCAGACCUCAAGUUGCUAUC